Messenger RNA from Somion occarium, 939 nucleotides. The record is from the annotation of a GenBank genome assembly. Lineage: Eukaryota; Fungi; Basidiomycota; Agaricomycetes; Polyporales; Cerrenaceae.
CUCUUGUUCAUCACUCACUUGGACCGUUGGACGAAGUAUAUAAUAAGUCUCGAAUACCUAGUUUCUUCUCAUAUUCUACUUCAAACCACACCAUGUCCACUCCCUACCAAGACGCAUCAUCCCAACAAAACUCACCCUACACGUAUACCCCGACAAUAAACCCGCCAUCUCAAUUCGCUACACCAGAUCCUUCACAAUACGCAAGCUCUUCUACGCAACCACAAGUGCCACAGCAGCCCUCGCAGCCCUCUUCAUCUCAGUCCCAACCCCAGACGCAGCCCUCUAAACCGAAUGCCGAAGAGUCGAGGAAGGAUAAGACAUUGGCGGAGUUUCUGUUAAUGUUGGAUGACUAUGAUCCUUUGAUCCCGAAUGAAGUCACAGAUUAUUACCUACAGAGAGUGGGGUUUGAAUGUGACGAUGUUCGUCUAAAGCGAUUAUUGUCUUUAGCAGCACAAAAGUUCGUCUCGGACAUUGCUGCAGAUGCAUUCCAACACGCACGAAUUCGUUCGAACGCUGCAGGUGGUCGCUCCAGAGCAAUCACAGGCCCGGCCGCGGCAAGGGAUAAAACUAAAACAACUCUGAUGAUGGAGGAUCUGAGUGCUGCUCUCGCCGAAUAUGGUAUCACGUCCCGAAAGCCAGAGUUCUAUAUGUGAUUACUGAGUGGACGUCGGGCUGUGUUCUAUGGCUCAUAUGGACACUGCUAUUGUAUUUUCCUGCUGUCUAACUCUGAAUGGCGAAUUGCCCGAAGAAUGACCGUCUUCAUGCGACAAAUUCCCCGUUACUGCUGGACGAGAAUGGCAGCAAUCGACCAAACUACGCAAUUACGGCCACGUAUUCUGAAACAUAUCCACUCUUAAGCUGCCCCAAACGUGCCUGUGAAUCUCUCGCAUUCGAUUGAACAACAUAUUCUUGCCUAACGAAGAAAUUGUUGUCUUGGCG